AUGGCAGAAUUUGCUAUUAAUUAUUUUCAAAAACAAAAACGUGGAACUGAAAUUGGAACAUUAUUUAAAAAAAAAGAUAAAGAUUGGACAUGGAAGGAUAUAUCAAAUUUAAUAAAAUAUUCUUCUAAACCAAUUACAAAUUCUUUACUUUUAUUAAAUGAUAAUGAAUUACAAAAAAAAAGUGUUGAUAGUUUUAUGUGUAUAAUGAGAUAUAUGGGAGAUGAAAAUUUAAAGAAAAAUCAAACAAUAACUGAUUGUGUUUAUGAAUUAUUAACAAUAUGUAAAGAAAAUCCACCAUUACAUGAUGAAAUUUAUUGUCAAAUGAUGAAACAAUUAACAAAUAAUACUAGUAAAGUUGAAGAUAGUUUAUUAAAAGGAUGGAGAUUAUUUACAAUUAUAACAUCAUAUUUUACUCCUUCUGAUAUUCUUAAACCAUAUUUGUUAAAUUAUAUAAAAAUUGUUGCUUUUGAUAAAAAUAGAAGUUGUCAUCAAACAGCAAAGACUUGUCUAAAAAAUUUGGAACAAACAUUUAAAUAUGGUGGAAGACAAUUAUUAUUAUCAGCAAGUGAAGUUGAAGCUAUAACCAAAGGAAAAUAUGUUAAAAGACAACCAUAUCUUCUUCCUGGUGGACAUAAAAUGUUUAUUAAUACAAUUAUUAGUACUGUUGCUGAGGAUCUUAUAAAACAUAUUUGUCGUGAAAUGAAUAUAUAUUCAAUAAAUGAACAACAAGAAUUUAGUUUAUGUUAUCUUAUUGAAAAUGAAAAUAAUAUGAAAAUAAUUUCAAACAAUCAAUAUAUAUUAGAUAUUACAACAAAAAUGACUCUGGAAAAGAAAAAAAUAAUGCUUGUAUUAAAAAGAUUUGUAUGGAUUUCUCCAUUAAGAUUUGAUAAUAAUCUUUUUAUUGACGCAAUGUUUUAUCAGAUUUUGCCAGAUUAUAUAUCAGGAUUAUAUAUAAUAAAUUGUGAUAAAAAAUCAUUAACUGUCAAAGAUCUUAGCAAUUUUUCUUUAAUGGGAGCAUUAAUACAUUAUUCUGAUAGUAUUGGUAUGGCUACAACAGUCAAGUCAGAUUGUAUUGAAUCAUUGGUACCAUCAAUAAUACUUAGAAAAUAUUCACAAAUAACUUUACACAAUUGGGCAAAUAGAAUUUUGGAAAAAAUUAAUGAAUGGGAUUUUGAGAUGACACCAAUACAUGCUAAAAGUUUAUUUUUGAUAACUCUUCAAAAUUAUUAUCUUUUUUCUGCAACAUUUUAUCAUGUUAAAAAGGUUAUUAAAAAUGACACUCCUAUCAAUGAAUUGAUGGAUGGUAUUCUUGCAAUUAACAAAAAUGGUUUAACAUUUUUAGAUGAAAAAAAUAGAAAUAUUAUUAUAAAAAUCCAUUUUGAUGAGAUUGACCAUACUGAUUUUGAUUCACAAGAUUAUAAGUUGUCAAUUUUAAUGCCAUUUAAUAAUAUGAUUACGUUAAUAACAGAUGCUGGAGAUGACAUUGCAAAGAUGAUACAUCAUUAUGUAUAUAUUUGCAAAUUUUAA
Molecule: messenger RNA, 1527 nt
Organism: Strongyloides ratti
Lineage: Eukaryota; Metazoa; Nematoda; Chromadorea; Rhabditida; Strongyloididae
Product: Unconventional myosin-XV
Exons: 3
Coding region: 1-1527 (508 amino acids)
Cellular component (GO): cytoskeleton
Source: RefSeq, a predicted model, not a curated record